Messenger RNA from Schistosoma spindalis, 2958 nucleotides. NCBI's taxonomy places the organism in Eukaryota, Metazoa, Platyhelminthes, Trematoda, Strigeidida, Schistosomatidae. The record is from the annotation of a GenBank genome assembly.
CAAGGUCUAGUUAAGCCGGGCAGUUGAAAAGAUGAAACUUAGGCUUAAGUUUCUAAACAAGUUCCACGUUUUCGAGACGGCAACAACUAAUGCCACUCUUAAUGAGAUUUUUGAGUCUGCUUCGAGAGUUUUCGGUUUGAAAAGAGAAAAUGUUCAAAUAAGUCUUAAUGCAAAAGAUUAUUAUAAUACAAAUCAUUCAAAUCAAUAUAUAUCUGAAGUUGGCAUUGUUAAUGGUGAUAUAAUCUAUAUUAGUUCAUUGGAAAAAUUAGAUGAUAUUAAACAAUCAUUAGAAAUUGAAUUAGCUACUCCUAUUCUUACAUUAAUAAAUGAUAUACCUAAUUCUCAACAUUAUACAUCUAUUCUCUUAAUGGCUAUUCCUUUGUAUGUAUUCGCUAUUGAUAAAGGUUUAUAUAAUUUAGAUCAUCUAAGUCAAUACUAUCAAGAAAUAUCAUCAAUUAUACGUUUAACAUUUAAUUAUCCUCAAGUUGAUUCUAUUAAAUUGAUCUUUACAUUAUUUCAAAAUGGAAAUAUGACUUGUAUUGCUGCAAGUGUUCAAGAUCUUCCUAUUCGAAAACAAUUAAUUUUACAAACAAAAAUUUAUCUUAUCAAGCAAGAUACCAUACACCAAUCUACUACGAACAAAUUAAAUCUUCUAUACAGACAUUUACGAUUGUUAUCUAUACGAAUUAAAGAUGAAUUAAUUGAACCUAUACUAUUGGCUAUUCAUUCAGAAUGUAAUUUAUCUCCAAGACUUCAUUUAUGUACUCUUCCAAGUGAAUUAUUUUGCGAAAUAUUGUGUUAUUUACCAUUAGCAUCACUUGGUUCCUUAAUGUUAUGUAAUCGUGAAUUAUAUUAUCGUAUACGUAAUUGUAAUACAGUUUGGCGUAUUCAAUUAGCUAAAUUGAAUGCUAAAAAGAGACCGAUUUUAGAUGGUGUACUUAGUCGACAACAAUCAUCAUCAUCAUCAUUACAACAAGUUGAUCAAAAACAUACUACUUUACAUAAAAGUCAACAAAAGAAUAUUGGUGAUGAUGUUAUUAAUGAGAUGGAUCAAACUGAACAAAGUGAAGCUUAUAAACAAUUUUUAAUUCGUUACAAAAGUUUGUCCACUCAAAAAAGUUAAACUACCAUGAAAAACCUGGAAGUACUAAAUGGCUGUUUCAUCUUAUUGUGGAACUCUUCAACAGUGCCUAUCCACGAUUCCGCCCCACUGUGAGAUUCGAACCUAGGACCUAUCAGUUUUGUGUUAAUAUUCAAUAAUACUUCAAUUUAUAUUAAUUUCUACUACAUAUCUUCUAACAACAACAACAACAACAACAAGAAGAAUAAGAAGAUAUAAGCAAUACAACAUCAAGUAAAUUCACUUGAUUCUUUCUAUCUACAAAAUUCAUUUGAUUUCAUUAAAUCAUUGAACCAUUUGAUUUGUUCUCUUCUCUUUUUUUUUUCUUAUUCCUCAUUAUUUCAAUUUUAAUAUUCUUUAGAAUAAAAUAAUAAUAAUAAGUGAAUAUAACUAAUUCUAGUGCUAAAGUUCGAAUACGUAUAUAUGCUUGUAUGCGUGUGUGUCUGUCUCUGUGUGUGUGCGUGAACGGUACACGUAUACAUACGUACCCACUCACACACACACACUUACACAUACCCACAUGCAUGUAGAUAAGUAUCAUCUUGACUUUACCUGAGUUAUACAUUCACUAGUUUACAUAUGACUGACUAUCAAAGAUUUAGUAUGAAAGAAUAAAUCUCAAGUGGAAAUCAUUAAAAAUCUAUUUAAUUAAAUGAUAGUAUUUUGAAAGAAAAGAAAGAGAAAAAUAGUUUACUCUUUAUCUUUGUGUUCCACCCACCUAAUUGAUAAUGUCAUAGGGAAUGGUUACUAAGUUAAUAAUAAUAUUGAUCAUCGCCAUUAUCAUGAAUAUAAUCGAUAACCUGUUUCUUCUUCUUCUACUAUUACCUCAUCAUCAUCAUCAUCUUGUCUCUUAAUACAAGUAAUAAGGAUGACCAAUAAUUUUUUUUUUAAAGAAAAGAAUAAUAUGACCAAAUGAAUCUAUGUCAUGCAUAUUAAGCAUAUAUCUAUCAUAUCCACUUCAUUGUUCGAAGAAGAAUGAAUAAAAGCAAAAGAAGAAGAAGAAGAACGAGAAAAAGAAGAAAAAGAAAAGAAAGAAAAAAAAGAUCAUUUUAAUCAUUGUUGUUGUUAAGACUUCCACUCUAUUCUCCUCAAUAUGUGCGUGCACCUUACAUUUAUAUAAAAGAAAUGAAAUGAAACAGAGAAGGGGGGAAUGAGAAGCGUAUACAAUAUAUAUAUAUAUAUAUAUAUAUAUAUAUAUAUAUAUAUAUACGUAUACACACGCACAUACACGCGCAUACACAUACGCACAUAUGCUAGUGAUCGAUUAUAUUUCAUUAAUUAUGUUGAUUUAAAUAUUAUUUCUUUUUGUUUCUUUUCUUUUCUUUUUUCUUAUUUCUUUUUUCACUGUUCGAUAUUAAUUUAAUCAAUUGAAAAAAUAAGUUGAAUCAAUUUAAUUUUCUCUUUUUCUUUUCUUUUUGAUUUCAUACUUUAAUUAUCUUUAUUAUUAUUAUUAUUAAUAUUAUUAUUAUUAUUCUAUUUCACUUUGAAUUUGAUUAUGAUCAUGAACCGAUUGAUGUUAGAACAACGUUGGGAACCUGGAAGCACUGGACGGUUGUUUCGUCCUAAUAUGGGACUCCUUAGUAGUGUGAAUCCACAAUCCCGCUCGCGGGAUUCGAACCCAGGGCCUUCAGUCUCGUGCAUGAACGCUUAACCUGCUGGAUCGCUGAGCCGGUAUCCAAUGCUGUUAAUGUCUAACCUCAACCGAUCCACGACAUUGUGCUACCAUCUUCCAUUGUACUGAUAAAGAUACCUAACUCUACCCGACAUGGAUUAGCUCCACUGGUCAUGGCUUCUCACUAGAACUCAGAGAAUUCCCUCACGAAGCUAGUCACUAGUGA